GCACAUUCAUCUCUGGGUGUUUUUUAUGAAUGAAAAAACCCAAUAAAGAAACAAAGGAGAUGCUGGAUUCAUGCGAGCACACAUCCUCAACCAAAAGCCCUGAAUAAUGGAGGGGGAAUUGUUGGGUCGUGAAGAGUAGUCAUGUCCCACGACGACUCCCUCGUUGACCGUUUCCUUUCCCUUCGCGAGAAGUCAAACCGAAAAAAGCACAUAUCCUUAACGGUAAAAUAACCACCACCCCACCUUGUUUCUCUCCCUUCCGUUGCCUCCCUCGAUCUCCAUCAAGCACAACCAAAACGCUCCAAUUCACACUCUCUGGAAAAAAACACGCACGCAUGCACGAAAAGGAAAAGAAGAAGAAGAAGAACAGCAUGUCCCUCAAUUCAAUUCAAUAACCCCAUCCCAUCCCUGCGAAAUGGACGGGAAUGGAACCAAGCGAACCUUGACGAUGAAUUGGGACGCCUUGGGCGAUGAGGACGAGGACGAUCGCUUCUUCGAGUCCCGCGACUGGAUGUCCUGCGCCAUCGCGCUGGACCUGGCAUCCUCGAACUCCGACGACGACGAUGACGACGACUUCGAAGACAGCCGUAUCUCCUUCGCCUCUGCUGUGUCCAGCGCAUCCGCAGGAGAACUUCGGAGCGUGUCGGGCAUCAGGGUUUCGACCUCCGUGUCGCAGGACUACGAGAUCUGGAUCUCGCAGCCUGGCUCAAUCAGCGAGAGGCGUAAGCGGCUGUUCCAGGGGAUGGGGCUCUCCAACAAGGACCUUCUCCGACUUGCAAGUGCCGAGUUCAAGCCGGUUGCCUCCAAGAAGGUAGGAAGCCAAAAAAUCUCGUCUUUGAUUGUCAAUAAUGAUCAUCCGAGCGACGAGCAACAAAAGGAAGACGCGUCUUGUAUUCGUUUAGCUCCUGUCAUUCUUGUCCGAUCAAGAUCGGACGGUGACAUAGAUUUCCCCCCGAUUGCCAAGAGAAAGGAAGAGUUUUUUGGUGCAACAUCCAAACAGCGCCUUACGAGGACCUCGUCCACGUUGUGCGGGCCAUGUGCACCGGGUUGCCGGUAUCCUGAUUCCAUCAGAGUAUCACCGCAAGGUGGGAAUUCAUCAUCCUUCGGCCAGCGGAGGCGCUUGUCAACCAUGAUCUCAAACAGUCGGUUAGGCGCCUUCUUUCUGAUAAAGAAUUUGGAUACCGGGAAGGAGUUCAUCGUGAACGAGUACGAUGAAGAGGGGAUGUGGAAUCGGCUCAGUGAUCUGCAGACUGGGAAGCAGCUAACCAUGGAAGAGUUCGAGAAAAGCGUCGGCUAUUCCCCUGUUGUGAAAGAGCUCAUGCGGAGGGAAAAUGUAUCGCAGAUCACCGAUGGUAGCAUCAUCAUGGCAGAGAGGAAGUUCAAUCCAAAUUCGUACCUCUCAAAAAGCUUGAGGCUGAGCAAGAAGAGCGGAGUCGCCUUGCUGAAGAACAUAAAGGGGGUCGCGAACUCAAUGAGCGGAUUGAUCGGGGACAAGGAGAGGGAGAACCAGCCGGUCCAAGAGCCGAAGCCGAGCAAGAGCUUGUCGGAGUGGGUGAAAGUGAAGCAGCACGGGAAGUCGUACAAGGAGCUAAGCGCGUUGCACUUCUGUCAGGAGAUACAGGCUCACGAGGGCUCAAUUUGGACCAUGAGGUUCAACUCGGAUGGGCAUUACCUCGCAAGUGCUGGAGAGGACAAGACGAUUCAUGUGUGGGAGGUACAGGAUUGCGACAUGAUGCCUCCGAGGAAUCCAGACGAGUGGUAUUGGAGCCCUUUACAUGCUUCGGCGAGUAGUACACCAGACCGACAGUUCCAUGCUGAGCCCUCACCUCAGCCGGUGGAAAAGAGGAAGGGGAAGGGUUCGCUGAGUAGCAAGAAGGCAAAUCCAAUCCCCGACUAUGUUCACGUGCCUGAAACGGUUUUCUCGCUCUCGGAGAGACCCGUGUGCUCUUUUACAGGUCACUUGGAUGAUGUCCUGGAUCUAUCCUGGUCAAAAUCAGAGCUACUCCUUUCGUCUUCAAUGGACAAAACUGUGAGGCUGUGGGAUAUGGAAACGAAGAGCUGUUUGAAGCUGUUCGCGCACAAUGAUUAUGUGACUUGCAUACAGUUCAAUCCGAUGGAUGACACGUUUUUCAUAAGUGGUUCGCUGGAUGCAAAAAUCCGGAUAUGGAGCAUAUCAGACCACCAUGUUGUUGACUGGACCGAUCUUCAUGAGAUGGUCACCGCGGUUUGCUACACCCCAGAUGGCGAGGGCGCCAUUGUAGGAUCGCACAAAGGAAGUUGCCGGAUGUACAGCACAAAGGAUUGUAAACUGAACCAAAUCAGUCAGCUUGAGAUUCAGAGCAAGAAAAAGUCCCAAGCCAAAAAGAUAACAGGUUUCCAGUUCUCACCUUGCAAUUCGUCUGAAGUUCUUGUUACCUCGGCCGAUUCCCGUGUUCGCGUUGUUGAGGGCUCAGACAUCACGCACAAGCUCAGAGGUUUCCGAAAUACUAGCAGCCAAAUUGCGGCUUCAUUUACCCAAGAUGGGAAGUAUGUCAUAUCGGCGAGUGAAGAUUCUCACGUCUAUGUGUGGAAGAGAGAGACGCCACGGAAUUCCAACGUGGCCAAGGCCAAAGCUCUGGUUACUAGCAAGUCAUAUGAACACUUCCCUUGCCGAGAUGUCUCAGUGGCGAUUCCUUGGCCCGGUACCAUAAGAGGUGACCCACCGGCCAUGCCGAUCCAUUCCAAGAGGCACUCCAAGCGCUCGACCUCGACACAGCCACCGGCUUCCAAUGGCUCGCCGACUCAAGAGGAUCAUAGCCUUUUGCAAGGGAACAGCAAGAGACUGAUGUUGCCACCUCUACCCAAGAAGGCAAUCCCCACGGAGCGAGCCUCGAUUCCUCCUGAAGUGGAUCUCGCCCUGCUUUCUCGCCUGGACUCGGGGUUCGGGAGCGGGAUUGGGGAGUCUUUCAAUUCCGAUGCCAGCUCGGCCAGGUAUGACGAAUCACCAUUGAUCUCGGUGGCUGUGAACUCAUCGUCAGCUUCGUGGUCUUCAUCUUGGUCUUGGUUCGACAGCAGCAACAGCAAUGGGGCUAAUGCUAUGCAAGCGACGGCUUGGGGGAUGGUGAUCGUCACUGCAGGUUUAAGGGGCGAGAUAAGAGCUUAUCAGAAUUUUGGUUUGCCGCGUAGAGUUGGUCGUCAAGCGAAUCUUUUCUGAGGCCUUACAUGCUUUACCUUUCCUAAUCACAAGGUGUAUUAGCAUUAGUCCUAAGCUCAAACAUGAAGAUACUCAUCUGAUAUGGGACAUAGAUUUUUACUGAGGUAAUGAUCGACGCCAGAGAAAACUUUUAGUCCACGACAGUCGAAGCUAGAGACAUCAAAGCUAUGCAGAACCUUGUUUUUGCAGAUUUGGGCUCAAUUACUCGUGUUAUCAUACAUAACUAUAUUUCAGCUUAGUGCAAAGAACAGCAGAACAUCUAGAACAAAGGAGCGGCAUCGGAUGGAUUAAAUGAUGGAAUUGCACGAAAGAAAGCUGUGGAAACAUUUUCUGUUGAACUCUUGGCUGAUUUUGAGUUUCAAUUUCUGGUUUCUCUAUAGAACAUCUGUAUUUGUCCUUACCGAAACGGCACAAACCCAGAGCUUGGCUCGAUUUUGUUCAGUUCUCAUAAUCAAUUACCAGAUGUGUAAAAUAUGUUUCUGUUUAAGCACAAUCAUGGAAGUGCAUAAUGAAGGUUUUGCUGUUUUCCUUUUUA
Molecule: messenger RNA, 3728 nt
Organism: Syzygium oleosum
Lineage: Eukaryota; Viridiplantae; Streptophyta; Magnoliopsida; Myrtales; Myrtaceae
Product: WD repeat-containing protein YMR102C-like
Exons: 7
Coding region: 416-3193 (925 amino acids)
Molecular function (GO): protein binding
Source: RefSeq, a predicted model, not a curated record